Messenger RNA from Podospora pseudocomata, 767 nucleotides. RefSeq lists its product as uncharacterized. The record is from RefSeq and is a predicted model, not a curated record. NCBI's taxonomy places the organism in Eukaryota, Fungi, Ascomycota, Sordariomycetes, Sordariales, Podosporaceae. The transcript is spliced from 3 exons. Bases 276 to 584 code for a protein of 102 amino acids.
CGCAACUUCGGUUGCUUCACCCACAUAAGGUAGCCACAAAAAUGACCGCAAACACCACCGAGGACCACAAGCUCCGCUGCCAAUGCGGCAGAAGCGAGUGUGAAGAACGAAACCGGAGAAUGGCCAAGAUCGCGAUGGCCGUUGCCUCGGCCUUCCUACCCAACGGCGCGACGCUGGUCCCUCCCGGCUUCUACGCCCACGACUGGAAACACACCGGUCGCCCGGUCCGCUAGAAGAAGGACUGGGAAACCGGUGUUGUCCGACCCCGCAACUUGAUGGAUGAUCUCCAUGAUCAAAUAUCCAUGUCCGUCUCAGGAGAUCAUCAGCCACGCUGCCAGUGUGGCAGGGAUGGAUGCGAAGCAAUUAAUAAACGCAUGGCCACGGUCACGAUGGCCAUCGCGUCAGCUUCGCUUCCGAACGGCAGCACCGUCAAUCCCCCGACCUUUUACCAGCGUAACUGGCAACACACCGGACGUCCGCUGGUUUGGAAGAAGGAUUGGGAUACGGGCGUUGUUCGACCACGCUGUCUCAUGGACGACUUCCGCGAAAAGGAUAGAAAACCACCAAAUCAUGAAGAUCGUUGAGUUGCUGUUGGUCACGAAGGUCCAGUCUGUGGUCAGAGCCUGAUUAUGGCAACCAACUACAAGUCGAUCGUAAUCACCGGAAGAGCCAGUACGAUAGGGCACUAGGUGGAAAGGUUGAGUGAAUGUACGGUUUGAGUGGAACAGUGUAGGUAGGAUAGGAAAUGGGAGAGUGUACGAUAUGCC